AUGCCUAGUUAUGUAAAAUUCAUGAAGGAUAUUCUUUUGAAGAGAAGAAGACUUGGAGAAUUCGAAACAGUGGCAAUGAUGGAAGAAAGCAGCGCCAUCUUGCAGAAUAAAAUCCCUCCAAAGUUAAAAGAUCCUGGCAGUUUCACCAUCCCAUGUGCUAUUGGCAAUAACUACUUUGGCAAGGCUCUCUGUGAUUUAGGAGCAAGCAUAAAUCUUAUGCCUAUGUCAAUUUUCAAGAAGCUUGGAAUCGGGGAAACAUGGCUAACCAUAGUAACUCUUCAAUUGGCUGAUCGAUCUCUAGCUCAUCCAGAAGGAAAAAUUGAAAAUGUCCUGGUGAAAGUAGACAAGUUCAUCUUCCCUGCUGAUUUUAUUAUUUUGGAUUAUGAAGCUGACAGGGAAGUGUCCAUCAUUUUAGGAAGACCAUUCCUAGCAACGGGGAGGACAUUAAUAGAUGUGCAAAAAGGGGAGUUGACAAUGAGAGUUAAUGAUGAGCAAGUUACCUUUAAUGUUCUCAAGGCAAUGAGAUCCCCUGAUGAAGUGGAAGAUUGCUCUGUUGUGAAUGUGAUUGAUACUUUUGUUUUUAAGGAGUUAGAGCAAGCUUGCUACAAAGACCUUCUAAAAAUCACAACAUUAGCAGAAUUGGAAGAAGAAAAUGCAGAAGUGAGUAGUGAGUUGCCUUGUUUGGAAGCAAGAUCAACCGGUAUAGCUAGAGGAAGGCAGUUUGAAUCUUUGGGGCUAUCCGAACGUGAGCUCAAACCACCUAGACCAUCUAUAGAAGAACCCCCAUUCCUGGAGCUAAAACGUUUGCCAUCCCACCUUCGAUAUGCAUUCUUGGGAGAAAUAAAAACACUACCAGUUAUUGUAUCAGCUGAACUAACUGAAGACCAGGAGCAGAAGUUACUUGAAGUGUUGAGGAAUUUCAAAAAAGUAAUAGGAUGGACAAGUGUAGAUAUCAAAGGAAUCAGCCCAUCCAUAUAG
This is a messenger RNA of Morus notabilis, 978 nucleotides long. RefSeq lists its product as uncharacterized. The transcript has a single exon. Lineage: Eukaryota; Viridiplantae; Streptophyta; Magnoliopsida; Rosales; Moraceae. Bases 1 to 978 code for a protein of 325 amino acids. The record is from RefSeq and is a predicted model, not a curated record.